CUAGUAACAGCUAUCAUUUGACCAAAAAAGAGCUGCUUGGUUUAUGGGUGGCAGUUCCAAGCUAACGGACAGCAUCCUGUUUGGAAGACUACCACUCUGAACAAGUUCUGGAGUCAGACCAGCAUAGUAAAAACCCUGAGCUCCUCCUGUUCCUGAGAACAUUGCCGCUUUGGAUGGUGCUUCCUCUGCCACAGUUGGCACCUGCCAGGCUGCUCGGUUCCUCAUGUUCCUUGGAGAAGACGCUGCAGUGUAGCUGUUCCUUCCAUGGGAUCCCUACACCCUCCAUGCAGUGGUGGAUGGGAGAUGUUCCUGUGGAUGUGAACAGCAUGGAUGACCACCUCCAGGUGACUUCUACUGUGCUUGGCCCCUGGGCCAACAGCACCAUCAGCCUGACCAAGGAGCCAGAAACUGGAACAAACCUUCUUUGUGAGGGGAAGAACAAAAAUGGAACCCACGCUUUGAGCAUCCUGCUAAUGUCAGAAAAGAGUUCUUUGGCUCCCCAAACAUUCAUGAAAGGGCUGCUGCAGGGUGUUAUGUAUGGAGUCAUUGCAACCACACUGCUCUUCUUCUGCCUCAUCCCUUUCAUAGUGAAGCAUAUCAGGAUGAAAUGGGCAAAGAGAAUUGCAGAGGUCAAAAAGAAAAAGAGCCGUGAAGUCAGAGCAUGCCAAGAACCCACGAUGUCUCUGAAGCCUGAGGAAUCAGAAAAAUCCAUAAUCACCCCCAUCUUCUGACAGCCGGAUAUUGGAAAAGCAAGAUAAACUGGAGCUGACAAAGCCUGUGAAAAGACAUCUUACCUCAACUCCCCAUUAUCUCCAAAAUGACAGAAGUCUACAAAGUUCUUAGAGCCCCAGAAACCCUGGAGUCUAUAGCCAACCUGGAGCCAUGAAACCCCUUCAGCUCACAAAGCCCUCACAGCCUCCACCCCUCCCUCACACUGGUUCUCCGUCGAAUAUGGGCUACUGUUGGACCUGGUCUUUGGACCUUUGAAAGCAAACUCUAUGAUUUGUUAUUUGGGUUAGCUAUAAUAAACCUGUACCCCACCCUCACCCCGGGGAUGGUGUCAAAGGAAGGAAAAAUAAAUAUGAGACUAUGAAAUAGGCCCAUGAG
Loxodonta africana (African savanna elephant) is the source of this 1107-nucleotide messenger RNA. It is a transcript of the gene SIGLECL1, whose product is annotated as SIGLEC family like 1. Gene Ontology annotation, cellular component: plasma membrane. Bases 174 to 731 code for a protein of 185 amino acids. The transcript has 6 exons. NCBI's taxonomy places the organism in Eukaryota, Metazoa, Chordata, Mammalia, Proboscidea, Elephantidae. Gene Ontology annotation, molecular function: sialic acid binding. The record is from RefSeq and is a predicted model, not a curated record. Gene Ontology annotation, biological process: cell adhesion.